This is a messenger RNA of Nerophis lumbriciformis (worm pipefish), 2622 nucleotides long. NCBI's taxonomy places the organism in Eukaryota, Metazoa, Chordata, Actinopteri, Syngnathiformes, Syngnathidae. The record is from RefSeq and is a predicted model, not a curated record.
AUGUCCACUGGAGGCAGGUUUGACUUUGAUGAUGGGGGGUCGUACUGUGGGGGCUGGGAACAGGGAAAAGCCCACGGCAGAGGGGUCUGCACAGGACCCCAGGGUCAGGGCGAGUACGCGGGGGCAUGGAGUCACGGCUUUGAGGUCCUCGGUGUAUACACGUGGCCCAGUGGUAACAGCUAUCAGGGCACCUGGGCGCAGGGCAAGCGGCACGGCAUUGGAGUGGAGAGCAAGGGCCGCUGGGAUUAUCGAGGAGAAUGGACGCAAGGGUUCAAAGGUCGCUAUGGACAGCUGGAGAGCACAGCCAGCGGUGCCCGCUAUGAGGGAACGUGGAGCAACGGCCUCCAGGAUGGAUAUGGAACUGAAACCUAUUCUGAUGGAGGAACCUACCAGGGCCAGUGGCUGGGUGGAAUGCGUCAUGGCUACGGUGUGCGGCAGAGCGUGCCAUACGGCAUGGCGGCCGUCAUCCUAUUCCCUCUGCGAACAUCCAUAAACUCCCUCCGUUCUGAGCACAGUCACGGCCCACCGGCUGUGCUUGAGGAUGGCGUAGCCAAUACACCCACGGACGGGGUAGUGGCUGGGCUGGCUGGCAGUCCUGUGGGUCGAGGAGGGUUUGCUCUAACUGCUCCAAGUGAAGCUGAGCGCCAGAGAAAAAGGAAAGGUCGCUUCCGACAAUCCAUCCUGAAUGGUCUGAAGCUACGGCGCUCGGAAUCCAAAAGCUCACUUGCCAGUCAGCUGAGCAAGCAAAGUUCCUUCUGCAGCGAAGCGGGCAUGAGCACGGUCAGCUCGGCUGCGUCCGACAUCCACUCUAAUGCUAGUGAGAAUGAACACGGUACUCCUGUGGAUGCAACUGUGACAGAAAUGUAUGCAGGUGAGUGGCGGAGCGAUCACAGGGCUGGCUGGGGCAUGAGUCGACGCUCGGACGGCCUUCACUACGCGGGUGAAUGGGCAGGGAACAAAAGACAUGGGUAUGGAUGCACUACCUUUCCUGAUGGCACCAAGGAGGAAGGGAAGUACAAGCAGAACGUGUUGGUGAGCGGCAAGCGGAAGAACCUGAUUCCACUGAGAGCCAGUAAAAUCAGAGAGAAGGUGGAUCGAGCUGUGGAAGCUGCAGAAAAGGCUGCGGAAAUUGCCAAGCAGAAAGCAGAGAUUGCCAUGUCAAGAAUGAGCCACGCACGUGGAAAGGCAGAGGCGGCUGAGGGAGUUGCACAGAAGGCCAUGGAAGAAUGUCGACUCUCCCGGAUAGCAGCCAAAGAGCUCUCACCCUUCUUUCACAUCUAUGGCAAUGGUGAGUUGUCAGGGCUGGAAUGUCAGAAGCUCCAGCACCAGGACGCCAAGGACAAAGACCAUGAGGUCAUCUCCACUGGAACAGACAGUCCAGAGCUAUGUACUCCGGACACGACACCGCCUGUAAUAACGCCUAAUCUCAGUCCUGUGCUGAGUGUCCCCAUCUGUCCAACUCGCAGCCCACCCAAUCAUAUGCAUCGCCCCAGAAAUGCUUGCUUCAUGCGACAGAGUGCCGUGGACGAUCAAGGCGGGUCAGAGAUCCAGGUGCUAGUGGAGUCACGGGAUAUGGACCUGCUGAAAGGGGGUUCUAACAAUUGGGUGGAUGGUGUUUACCCGGAUCGAGGAUGUAGCAGCCGUUCAACAACGCCCUCUUUACUAGAAGAACAGGAGGGACAAAUUAAUGGCCACGAUCCCGUCCUUUUGUCCAACCACAAGCUACGGGAUAAAUCAAUGUCCAAUCACAAAGUCCGGGAGCACACGUCUUCCCACAGAGCAUGGGAGAACUCUGUGUCCAGCCAAAAAUCCUCCAAGCAUGCCUCUUCCAAUCACAAGUCGAGGGAGUACACAUCAUCCAAUCAUAAAACAUGGGAUCCUUCUUCUACCAACCACAAGGCUUGUGAGCAUGCCACUUCCAACUAUAGGCAGGUACACAUUUUGUCCAGUCAAAAGGCUUUGGAACAUAACAUGUCUAAUCACAAGACUUCUGAGCAUGCUUCCUCCAAUCACAACUCCCAAGAUCAUAUUUCUUCCAAUCACAGCCCCAAUGACCAUGUGGCCUCCAGUUACUUCCGAAAGCAUGUCUUCUCCAACCACCUAAAGCAGCACAAUCCCUCCAACCACAAGCAUAACGAGCAUGCUGUAAUUGACCAAAGGCAAGACGGCCACACCGAGGGCUGGACUGCAGUUACCACCCUUAGGUGGAGCCCUGCCCACUCACGCCUCACAGAGCAAGAUGAGGAGAAGAUGAAUGAAUACACAGUCGACAUGAGGCUUCAGUGUCCGGAAUCGCAGAUACUGCAGGGGUUGGCUGAGGAUUCGCCUGCAGCCCUAAAAAACAAUAGGCUGCGAUCCCGAGCCCUGAGGCCAGUUAGAGAGGGAUCUGUGGACUCGGUCCAAAUGCUUGACAAUUUGAGUGUGGGGGCAGAGUUGGAGGACUGGCCGUUGCAUAGGGACCUCACCCUCUCCCCACCGCUUCAGUCUCAGCCCAUCACACUGGAGCAGGAAGGAGAGCUUUUCCCACUCAAAUCAAACUCAGGCUCCAGCUCCAUUCUGGUGGUUAUGGUCAUCUUACUCAAUAUUGGAGUAGCCAUUCUUUUCAUUCAUUUCUUUAUUUAG